AUGGAUCCUGUUUCGGCAAUCGGUCUUGUGUCCUCGAUCAUCACAAUUGUCGAUACUAGCUGUGAAGCCGUUCAGUUGUACCGCGAGAUCAGGGAAACGGGGAGUAUCCGGGCGAAUAAAGAUCGAGAGGACAUCGCAAGAUGGCUCGGAAACGGUGCAGAUGCUCUGGCGGCCCGCAUCCGCAGCACAGCUGAGCCGGUGUCGUCUGAGAACCGUGAAUUCCUCCAGAUAUCUGAGGCCUGUUGUGACACGGCGAAGGCCCUGAGCAAGGAGAUUCAUCGCCUUCAAGAUACCAAGAAACCGGCAGUGCUCAAGCUUGCAGCGUCAAUCUGGAGUAGCAGAAAGAUCGCAAAGAUUGAAAGCCAACUCGAACACUACUCGAACGUACUCGACUCCACCAUCCUUCGAAGACUGGACUCAGAAUCUGUGAUGCAGCUGCAUAACUUCGAGGACCUCAAUUUGAAGACUCAGCAGCUGUCCAUUGCCGUUUCCACCGGCUUUCAAACGGUGGACCAAUUACGGCCGAAGCUUCUGGCAGACAUGGAGAAUGCUACUCAGAUCAUCACCAAGCACCAGGAAGAUCAAGCUCAACAAAUGCGAGACGUGUUCAUUCGGCAGGAGGUACAGAACCGGGCGAUUGCAGCUCGCGAGAGCAACAUCAAAUCACUCCUUGGAAGCCUUUUCUUCGCCGAAAUAUUUGCCCGCGAAGAAGUGAUUGCAGAGCCAGAUGAGACAUCUUGCAGCUUCAUUUUCUCUGCCAAAUGGGAUGACAAACGCCACCGUAUCGACGAAACAGGAGCAUCCCUCUUCGCCGACUGGCUUCAGAGCAGUCAAAGCUUGUUCUGGCUCACUGGCAAGGCCGGCACUGGAAAGAGCGUGAUCAUGAAGUAUGUCCAUGCUCACAAGACGACUUUGGAGAAUCUCACGCUCUGGGCUAGCCAGUCUUCUGCUAGCCAGUCUUCUAGAACGGGCCUGACGACGUCUGAUGUGAUUAUACUUCGCCAUUUUUUCUGGAAGCCCGGUUCCGAUCUCCAACGCUCCCCGAAGGGGUUUCUUCAAUCGUUACUAUGGCCACUCUUGAAAAAGUCCACACGUAUCCUGGGAUGCCGUACUGAAAUCGACGCACUCCCCUCUCUUUGA
Molecule: messenger RNA, 1140 nt
Organism: Anthostomella pinea
Lineage: Eukaryota; Fungi; Ascomycota; Sordariomycetes; Xylariales; Xylariaceae
Source: the annotation of a GenBank genome assembly